This is a messenger RNA of Pistacia vera, 1603 nucleotides long. Its product is annotated as ribosomal protein L11 methyltransferase. The record is from RefSeq and is a predicted model, not a curated record. The transcript has 7 exons. The coding region runs from base 58 to 1224 and encodes 388 amino acids. Gene Ontology annotation, molecular function: protein-lysine N-methyltransferase activity. Gene Ontology annotation, cellular component: mitochondrion. Lineage: Eukaryota; Viridiplantae; Streptophyta; Magnoliopsida; Sapindales; Anacardiaceae. Gene Ontology annotation, biological process: peptidyl-lysine trimethylation.
GACACAACUCAGUUGAACUGCUUGUACCUUACUUGAGUUUUGAUAAAGCAGUUAGUAAUGUCUAUGUCAUUGAGACAUUUCUUCAAACACUUUCCGUACACACUCGCCCGUUACUUAACUCACCCGCCAUAUCAGUAUGCGGCUCCGCUUUCUCUCCUCUCAACUCUUUCCUUCAGAAACUACGAACCCACAAACCAUUCAACACCCUCUUCGCUCUUCACUAAGAAGUUUUCCAUUUCUUCUUCUGUUUAUACUUCGCUGGACACUUCCUCCUCUCCUGCUUAUCUUUCAGUUCGCAUUCGCUGUCAGAAACAUCUCAUUGAUGAUUUUUCGGAAGCUCUUCUGUGUUUUGGUGCAAGUUCUACAAGCGUGGAUGAAGAAGAUGGAUGUGAGAGUUCUGAUGAGAUCUUCAUUGAUUCUAUAUUUCCUGAAAGCGAAGAUGUGGACACAUGCAUCUCAUGUGCUGUGGAUUCCAUAGGCUUAAAAGAGAUACCAAGUUAUGAAGUUAAAAUUGGUGAUCAAUACAACUGGAUACAGAAAACUCAGGAAUCAUUUCAUCCUGUUAAGGUUACAAAAGGACUAUGGAUUGUACCUGAGUGGAGAACUCCCCCAGAUGGUGAAGCAACAAAUAUAAUUUUGAAUCCCGGAUUAGCAUUUGGGACAGGGGAGCAUCCUACUACUAUGUUGUGUCUAUUGUUGCUACAAGGCUUGAUAAAAGGGGGAGAACUCUUCUUGGACUAUGGCACUGGUUCUGGAAUUCUUGCAAUUGCUGCAAUUAAGUUUGGUGCUGCCUUAUCUGUUGGAGUUGAUAUAGAUCCCCAAGCAAUCACAUCUGCGAGUCAUAAUGCUGCUGUUAAUAACAUUGGACCUGAUAAAUUGAAAUUAGUCCUAGUUCCUGACAACACACGUCCUCCCUCCAAAGAUGAAAGGGAAGAUGGACUGAAGAACGAUCAUAACUCAUAUCAAACGGGAGCUGUCGCUGAGAUAGACAAGUAUGACGUGGUUAUAGCAAAUAUACUUCUAAAUCCAUUAUUGGAAUUAGCAGAUGAUAUUGUUUCUCAUGCUAAGCCUGGGGCAGUAGUUGGCAUCUCUGGUAUCUUAUCUGAGCAGCUUUCACAUAUCAUUGAUAGAUAUUCAACAUUACUGGAAGGCAUAUCGGUGUCACAGAUGGAUGACUGGGCCUGUGUAAGUGGCACAAAGAAAACAAAUCCUGCUGACAGCUGAGGAAAAUCAUUAGCGUUGAACUGCAAUCAUACACAAUAAACUCAACUCGGAAACUGGUGCAUUAUAUUGUGGCUACCCCAUUGUCGGUGUUCGCUGUCUAGCCCGUGGUAUUGCGAAGAACUUGGAAGCAAGUUGCUACAAAAGCAUCACAACCCAAAAAUGUUUUGCAGUUUAUGUAAUUAAUUUUCGUUGGCACCACUUCUGUGCCUGCCGAAGCUGGAAUUGUUUAAUUUAUAGCUCUGUGGUUUGUCCUCAGAAAACAAAAAGCAGACCAUAAUAGUGGGAUUCUAGUAGAAAUUUUCUGGAACUGAUGUUCGAAGACAAAUUAUUGAAGAGCUGAAUUAACAACCUAUAUUACCUCGAUGACCCUAAUUAAACA